This is a messenger RNA of Durusdinium trenchii, 1350 nucleotides long. The record is from the annotation of a GenBank genome assembly. Lineage: Eukaryota; Dinophyceae; Suessiales; Symbiodiniaceae.
AUGGAAUUGGUGCAAGUCGUGGGCAUCCGCGACCUCUUUGGCGAUGGCAGCGUCAUUGAGAGAAUCCAUGAUGAUGGUGAAGAGUAUGGCAUUUCUCCCAAGGCGGGCGAUGAACUUCAGAUCAACUACGAGCUCAGCUUCUCGGGCGCACUUCACACCCAACCCAGCCCUUUUUGGGCCCUUGGCAGGAUGGUGAGCCAUGCCGCCAAUGGGGUGCUGUGCAGCAAGGCCAUCCAGAAGAGCAUUGAGACCUUCAAGCUCAACAGCUGUGGAACGUUGGUGUGUCGUUCGGAGUACAUCCGCAAGGAGGUCCUUGGCACGUUCUGUGUUCGGAUCGGAAAUCCUAAGGACGUCCUCAUCAAGAUUCAGCUCUUGCAGAUUUAUGAAUUUGAGGAUUGUGGAAAAAAGGCCUUUUGGGAAGAGGGACUGGUCUUGAAGAAAGCCAUCCAGCCUCAAAGGUGUCGCCUUUGCCCAGGCUUCGAUGGCACCUGGUGCAAAGUGAAGCUCCUCAGCGCGAAGCUGGCAGAGGAGGAGCUCGUACAAGAGGAGGAGGAGAUUGAGACCACCGUGGGGAAAGGUGAGCUUUGCUCGGGGCCCUGUCAUGCCCGGUGCGACGCCCUGGAGGCCACCUGCGCAGCCAUGCGGAAAGGAGUGAGAGAGGUCUCCUUGGUCACUGUCAAGGACCUGACGCUGCUCACGCCGGGCAAGCCAGACCUCAAGGUGCCGGAGGGCGCCUCCGGGCCCAUCGUCUUCAAGCUGGAGAUGGUGGAUUUCGGCCUCGUGGCGGUCCAGGUGGUUGGGCAAGGGGCGGUCCAUGUCGCUCGCAGCCCUGGCCCGGAAGAGGGUCCAUCCGAGAACUUGCUCCUCUUGAACUUGGCCAAGGAUGUCAAGGCCAAAGGCUCGGAGCAUUUCAAGUUGGGGCGAUUCCGUUUGGCACAGGAGCGGUACUCGCGGGUGAUCCAGCUGCUCCCCAAGUAUCGCAAGCCCUUGGGCGCCACCACGAACACCGAGGUCUUCACAGAGUGGGUCGAGAAGAAGACGGCGGAGGAGCUGAAGCACAGCAGCCGCCUGAACUUGGCGGCCUGUGUACCUCGCAACCGGUCGGGGCGAGUCCGGAGAGAGGAGGAAGGAAAGAGGGCGCGGCCGCCAGGGCCGAGAUCAGAAUGUGACCCAGACCAUAUAUCAUAUGUGGCAGGAUUAAUGUGGCAUAUUUGCCAUCCUACAAACCAUGGAGAAGGGGUCAAUGUGGGAAUAGAAUGGCAGUCCCAUGUGCAUGGUCGUGUCUACUGUGCUUUUUCACGCGCGGUCGGUCGACCAUGUGCAUACUACCACGCGAGCGACCAGUGUUGA